Messenger RNA from Tigriopus californicus, 1829 nucleotides. RefSeq names its product glutamate-gated chloride channel subunit beta-like. The transcript has 5 exons. The record is from RefSeq and is a predicted model, not a curated record. Gene Ontology annotation, cellular component: neuron projection; membrane; synapse. The coding region runs from base 1 to 1722 and encodes 573 amino acids. Gene Ontology annotation, molecular function: neurotransmitter receptor activity; transmembrane signaling receptor activity; extracellular ligand-gated monoatomic ion channel activity. NCBI's taxonomy places the organism in Eukaryota, Metazoa, Arthropoda, Copepoda, Harpacticoida, Harpacticidae. Gene Ontology annotation, biological process: regulation of membrane potential; chemical synaptic transmission; signal transduction.
AUGGAUCAGAUUGAUGGUGUGCACUUUAUUUUCUCUCUGAUACUAACCACCAUUGCCAUUCGAGCUGACGAGACCACAAACUUGUCUCGAAAUGGGAUUUUUGUGGCACCAAUUCACACUUUAACCCUGGAUACUGUCCCGGUGAAGCAUCACCAACGAGGCAAUCUCGGGGACCCUUCUCCCAAAGGACUCCUUAAUGCUACCCGAGCACGAGUGAAACGCCUAGUUCUGUUGCCCAAAGAUGAUUCCCAACUCACGAAGCCGAUUUGCUCCGACGAUUAUUGUUUGGAAUCGGACUACGAUCGGCUAAAACGUCCGGAUCCCGAGGACGGGGGUCCGAUUCGUGUCACAGUGGAGAUGGAGGACAUGCGGAUCAUCGAAGUGGAUGACUCGACUUUCUCGGUCUCCGUCCAAAUGUAUUUGGGUAUCCGAUGGACUGAGCCUCGAAUUCACUACUCGAAAAGUGGCAACACCACAAAAGGCGGUUAUGUUUACGACGGGGCCCAAUAUCUGGACAACGAGUACGAGUACGAAACGUUUUCUCCUGUGGACACCAAGUUCGUCCGACAUCUGUGGGUGCCUGACAUUUAUGUCUAUCAUAUGAAAUAUGGCAGCCGAAUGUUGAAAGACUUUGAUGGACGUCUGCUUCUGCUCAAUGAUCAGGAGGUAUUCUAUCGCCAAGAGCUAAUCGUGACCGUGUGGUGCCCUUUAAGAUUUGAAUUUUAUCCGAUGGAUCACCAGAGCUGCGAGUUCCGCCUAGGGAGCUACUCAUUGACAAACCAAGAGAUGCAAUUCCAACUGAUUGCUCUGGAAUUGGACAAGAAACGCACAAAUCCUGUGUUAGAAUACACCUUCAUUGAGCCCUUCUAUGAGGACCGGAGCAUUGUCUCUGCUAAAGGAAACUUCUCCAUCACCGGAUUCCGUAUGAGGCUCAAACGAAGAUCAUUCCAAUACAUUGUCAACUUCUAUCUGCCUUCGGGACUUUUUGUCGUCGUGUCUUGGACAAGCUUCCUGAUUCCACCUGAUCUGAUUCCUGGUCGAAUGACCCUUCUGGUCACUCUAUUCCUGGUUUUGAUUAACAUCUUCAAUACUGUCAAUAGGAAAUCACCUAAGGUCGAAGGCAUAACCUCUCUGGCCGCCUUUGUAAUUGUUUGCAUCUUGUUCGUUUUCGGAGCGCUUUUCGCCUACGCGUUCAUUUUGCACAAGAAGAAGAAGAGGGGCCUAAAAACGGGAGACUGGAGGAACGGCUCCAUGACGAUUGCCCACCUGUUUCCCAUGCCCUCUUUGGUUCCCUCAAUUGGGAGCAAUGGGCCCAAAGAGGCCUGGAGCUCCAACCGAUCCUCCCAAGACAUCUCGGAACGUUCCACCAACUCUACCGAACCAUCGGUCAAAUCGCCUUGGCCAGAUCAAGGUGACAUGCCUCCGCCUCCAUCUCCCAUUCCUAACAUUCACGGAGCCGUUCCAAUCAACUCAAUCAGUAAAAGGGUCAGUUUGGUGGAACCGUUGCCAGGACCUCGGAACUCGAUUUCUUUAUUAACCAACGCGAUCUUGUUGGCUCGACCAGAAAUGAAGGGCGAUAAGAAACAUGGUGAAGGAUGGUUUGACAAGGAGAUGAAUAGCAUGGAUGGCAUGAUGAUUAUUAUUUUUCCCUUUUCGUUCCUUUUGUUCAAUUUCAUAUAUUGGCCUCUGUUAGUCUUGAACCCUCAGAGCCAGUUUAACUAAGCGUGAGCAAUAUUAUGAGGGAAUGUCUUCAAUCCGGAGCCACUCAACCUAGUUUACGCAUCGGCCAUCUUGUGCUUCAUAUUGAAUCCAUUCUAUCACACUUUUGA